This is a messenger RNA of Letharia columbiana, 1515 nucleotides long. RefSeq lists its product as uncharacterized. The record is from RefSeq and is a predicted model, not a curated record. Lineage: Eukaryota; Fungi; Ascomycota; Lecanoromycetes; Lecanorales; Parmeliaceae. The transcript is spliced from 2 exons. Bases 1 to 1515 code for a protein of 504 amino acids.
AUGCUACUUAAAGGUAACUAUUGUCGUGGCAAGCACAACCCAAAGAUCCACAAGAGCAGUGUGAGUCAACAGUACAGAAGACACCCCCAGCUGUUCAACGCGGCCAACCUUGCCGGAAAUUGUGACCAAGCAGGAGCAAAAGGAAACAGUAGGGGGUGGGAUGCUGAGAUGCUGAUUCGUCCUGAGAGAGAUUCAGAGGAGUCCGACACACAUGGCAUAGACAUGGAACCCAAGACAGUCGAGGAGAAGACCAUGGACUCGGCUGAAUGGAACCGAUUAGACGAGAACGAAGACGAGGUUGUUUCGACCUUGGAAAUGCUUCGGGACGGUCCCUCCAUCAAUUCGCCCAUGAUGGAUUCACCAGUGACAAUGAAGAAAGUCAUAGUAAAGUUUUCAUCGAAAACCAUGAAAUCAACCGAUUCAGAGCCUGAGGACUCGGAUGAGAUGGAUACCGCUACUACCACUACGGACCAUGAUACGGAUGCUACCGCAAGUUCAGACGAGACAGAUACCAUUCGAAAUGAGGGUAUGCUUCCAGUCGAAGACCUCUACCCAAAGUUUACGGUCGAGAAGUAUAACAAGAAUCCAGCAGGAGAGCCCGACAAGACAGGUGCCAUCAAAGACUAUAAUAUGAAUCCAUUCCGAGAGUCCGAUGAAACAUCCGCAACCGGGAACCACAAUGUGGAUCUAGCAAACGAGCCCGUCGAAACAUCUACUUGUGCGGACCACGAACAGAAACCAGCAAAGGAGCCCAACGAGACUUCCAACACUGCGGACCUCCGAACGAGCACGGUCGAAUCCUCCAACAACAAAAAGGUUGAAUACAGGCCAUUCAACUUGCUAGGCUGUCCCGACAACGUCGUUCACCAGAUCCUCCGUUGUGUCCUUUUCAGCGAUGAGCAGAUCAAGCCAUUCUGGAAUGUCGGCGCCCUCGAAGUCGCCGCGGAAGAGUCAGGAAAAGAGAACUUCACCACGGUUCUCGUAGCUUUCGCGGGCAGCAAGAAGCUCGUCGACGAAGCCACUACGAUCCUCUACGGCGAGAAUGUUUUCAAACUCCAGCACGCCAAAGUCUCACUGUGGUGGCUCGAGCGCAUUGGAUCCAACAUCUCCAAGAUCAAACGCCUUGCGAUUUCAGUCGAAGAGGGUGUGAUGGACCAAUUCGGGACUCGUUCCGAGACGCUCUGGUACUCGAUCUUCCUCUUGCUCGAAGCGAAGCACAGACUCCGGUGCCUGAAAGUCAGCUUCGCGGAUUGGGGCAAUGGGGUUGAUGAGGGUGAUGGGCUUGAUCCGGACAGGGACAUUUACGUCUGGGAGCCGCGACAUGGUAUCCUUAGGACGCUGUUGAGCUUCCGAGGGCUAAAGUUGGCAUUCAUUACGCCAGGACCCUACGUGGGUGAGUGCUACGCAGAUUUGCUUCAGGAUGCUCUUAUCAUGAGUCCGGGCCAGUCGAACGAAGAAUUGACCGAGUUUGAGCAAGAGGUUGAGGAACCGAAGAGAACCAAGUACCUGUUCUAA